This is a messenger RNA of Bemisia tabaci, 13193 nucleotides long. Lineage: Eukaryota; Metazoa; Arthropoda; Insecta; Hemiptera; Aleyrodidae. The record is from RefSeq and is a predicted model, not a curated record.
UCCAGUGCCUCGGGUUCGGUCCUCGCGUCGAGCGUGUCUCCCCAGCGCAUGAGCCUCCUCUGUUGCUCCUUGCUCGGUCAGUCAGUAAACAUGGCGGAUUCGCGGAUAAAUAAACCGUCGCUGUGAUAAAGUGAAGUGAAAAUCGUAACAUGUGUUUUAAAAUGGGUUGAAGUGGUGCAUUACUCGCGCGUGUAAAUAUUUCGGACUCCAUGUUUUGUGUUUUGUGAUUCCGAUUGGAUUUUACGGUAGUGCAGUGUUCAAAAUGAGUGAUAAAAUCAACGUAGCUGUCCGUGUGAGGCCCUUCAAUCGAAGAGAAUUGGAAUUGGGCACAGAAUGUGUGGUGGAAAUGGAUGGGCAGCAAACGCUGCUUCACCAUCCUCCAUCAAACGACGAAAAGGCAGUAAAGAAAGCGGUGAAAACGUUCGCUUUCGACCACUGCUUCUUCUCGCUGGACGAUGGGAGCCCGCAGUUCGCCUCGCAGGAGAUGGUGUUCAACCGCGUGGGCAGGGACAUCCUGGACAACGCAUUCCAAGGCUACAACGCCUGCAUCUUUGCCUACGGCCAAACAGGUUCCGGGAAGUCCUACACAAUGAUGGGCAGCCAGGACAACAAGGGUAUCAUUCCAAGGCUUUGCGACGCUUUGUUCGAGCGGAUAGCACAGCAGCAAAGCUCAGAGCUUUCCUAUAAAGUAGAAGUUAGUUAUAUGGAAAUUUAUAAUGAAAAAGUUCAUGACUUGUUAGAUCCUAAAACCAAUAAACAAUCCCUCAAAGUCCGAGAACACAAUGUCCUUGGUCCUUAUGUUGAUGGGCUGUCACAGUUAGCUGUAACCUCAUACCAAGAUAUAGAUAAUUUAAUGGCAGAAGGAAACAAAUCAAGAACGGUAGCCGCAACUAACAUGAAUAGUGAAUCGUCGAGGAGUCAUGCUGUGUUUUCAGUUGUGUUAACACAGACGUUAACUGAUGAGAAGUCAGGGGUCAGUGGUGAAAAAGUUGCGAGGAUAUCCCUCGUUGAUCUUGCUGGCAGUGAAAGAGCCGUCAAAACUGGUGCUGUGGGUGAUAGACUGAAAGAAGGGUCCAAUAUAAACAAGUCAUUAACUACUUUAGGACUAGUUAUAUCAAAAUUAGCUGAUCAGUCAAUAAAUAGCAAAAGUGACAAAUUCGUUCCAUACAGAGAUUCAGUUUUAACAUGGUUAUUAAAGGAUAAUCUGGGUGGAAACAGUAGGACUGUCAUGGUAGCAACAAUUUCUCCUGCCGCUGACAAUUAUGAAGAAACAUUAUCCACUUUGCGGUACGCAGACAGAGCAAAACGAAUUGUGAACCAUGCUGUAGUCAACGAAGACCCCAAUGCUAGAAUAAUUCGUGAGCUUAGACAAGAAGUUGAAGCACUGAAAGAAAUGUUAAUGGUAGCUACUGGUACAACGCAAGUACCAGAAUUAGGAUCUCAUGCUUUUAUGCAUCGUGAAGAUUUGCAUGAAAAGCUUAGUGAAAGUGAAAAACUGAUGAAAGAAAUGUCGCAGACGUGGGAAGAAAAAUUAAUCAAAACAGAACGACUGCAGCAUGAAAGACAGGAGGCUUUAGAAAAUAUGGGCAUCAGUGUCCAAGCAUCGGGCAUUUCUGUCGAGAAAAAUAAGUACUAUUUAGUCAACUUGAAUGCUGACCCAUCGCUCAAUGAAUUACUUGUGUACUACCUGAAAGAUAAGACUCUCAUAGGAUCUCAUCAAUGUGAUAUUCAACUGUCGGGGUUAGGAAUUCAGCCUGAACACUGUGAAAUAGUCGUCGAAGGUGGUAAUCUUUUCUUGGAACCUCGACCGGGAGCCAGAUGUUGUGUUAAUGGCGUACCUGUCAGUGAAAGAACCCCUCUUCAACACGGAGAUCGUAUUCUGUGGGGCAAUCAUCACUUUUUCCGACUCAACUGUCCAAAAGCCUCCUCAACAGCAGCAUCUGAGCCGCAAACACCAGCUCAAACCAUAGACUAUAACUUCGCCCGCGAGGAACUUAUGCUGAAUGAACUUAGCAACGACCCAAUUCAAACUGCCAUAGCUAGGAUUGAACGGCAACAUGAAGAAGAUAAACAAGUGGCUUUAGAAAAACAAAGGCAAGAAUAUGAAAGGCAAUUUCAGCAUUUACGCAAUAUCUUAUCGCCAUCAACUCCUUACUCUCCGUAUGUGCCCUUCGAUCCAUUUAGGUUCAACAAAAUGACUCCUUGCACACCCACAACGCAACUAAAAGUAGAAAAAUGGGCGAAAGACAGGGAUGAAAACUUUCGCAGAAGUCUUAGUCAAUUAAAGCGUGAUAUUGUUAAGGCCAAUACUUUCGUUCAGGAGGCAAACUUUCUGGCCGAGGAACUAAAUAAACAAAUAAAGUAUAGUGUAACGCUCCAGAUCCCACCAGAAAAUCUCAGUCCUAACAGGAGGAGAGGAGCAUUCGUAAGUGAACCAGCAAUUCUAGUGAAACGGAAAGGCCUGCCAAAUCAAGUCUGGUCAAUGGAAAAAUUAGAAAACAAGCUAAUCGACAUGCGAGAAAUGUACGACGAGCAAGAAGAAAAGGCUGUUAAUCCUUCUGAAGAGGAGAGCCAACUAGAUCGAGUAGACGAUCCAUUUUUCGAGACGCAAGAAAAUCACAGCUUGAUAGGAGUCGCCAAUAUAUUUUUAGAAGCCUUGUUCCAUGAUGUCAGUUUAGAUUAUCACACUCCUGUAAUUAGUCAGCAGGGUGAGGUGGCUGGAAGACUACAGGUUGAGAUUAGUAGAAUUAGUGGAACGUUUCCGCAAGAUCGAUUAUGUGAGGCAGCCUCUGAAAGUUCAGGCGACAGUGGCCACGAUGAAGAGGAACCUCCUAGCACACAUAUUACUGUCAGAGUGCACAUUAAACAAGCGUCAGGUCUACCUUUGGCAUUGUCGAAUUUCGUGUUUUGUCAGUACUCGUUUUGGGGCUACCCAGAUGCAACGUCCGUUCCUGCCACAGCGAAUCCUGAUACAACGAACACUGGAGAUGGAAAAAAUUCUAUCAUUUUUCAGUUUGACCAUGUUCAGGACUUUGUCAUCCCUUUGACUGAAGAGUUCAUGGAGCAUUGCACAGAGGGAGCUUUAUCGAUAGAAGUCUGGGGUCAUCCUAGUGCAGGGUUCACCAAAACUAAACCUGGCUGGGAAGUAGAGCAACAGCAAAUGGCUAAAGCCAGAUCUCUUGUUGACAGGUGGAAUGAGCUGAAGAGGAAAGUAGAAUUGUGGGUGGAAGUCCAGGAAUUGAACGAUGCUGGCGAGUAUUCUGCAGUAGAAGUCACGCAACGUCCAGAUAUUCUGACAGGCGGUACUUACCAAUUGCGGCAAGGACAGCAGAGACGUAUCCUUGUGACUGUGAAACCAGUUGCUCACUCAGGAACCUUACCUCUCAUCGUACAUUCCAUCGUUAAUAUUGCUGUUGGAAGUGUCACCGUCAGGAGCCGGCUUCAAAAACCAUUAGACUCUUAUCAGGAGGAAGAUUUAGCCAUAUUGAGAGAAAAGUGGAGCGACGCCCUCAUGCGGAGGAAACAGUACUUAGAUCAGCAUAUUCAAAGGCUCAUAAAUAAAGCAGAUAAAACUGAAGAAGAUGUCGAGCGUGAGCAAAGCCUGGUCGAUCAAUGGGUGAGCCUCACAGAAGAACGAAACGCAGUCUUAGUCCCCGCGCCUGGCUCAGGAAUUCCCGGUGCCCCUGCCGAUUGGGACUCGCCUCCGGGCAUGGAACCGCACAUUCCAGUUCUCUUCCUUGAUCUCAAUCCCGACGACUUGUCAGCAAGUGGCCGGGACUCGGAAGAGAUCCCUGUGGCCGGCCUCCACUCGAUCUUACCCAAAGAACAUGGAAACAAGUUUUACUCAUUACCUUUAGUACGCCGCUGCUUAACAGACGUAAGCGCAGUGGGGACAUGGGACUCCUCAGUACAUGACAACAUACAUCUAAAUAAAAUCACGGACAGCAAUGAAAGAGUAUAUCUAAUUCUGAAAACAACGGUUCGGCUGUCUCAUCCAGCGUCCAUGGAUCUUGUUCUUCGAAAACGACUGAGUUUGAACAUAUUCAAGAAGCAAAGUCUGACGGAAAGAAUACGGAAACGAAUAACGAGAUCAGACUGGCUGUUGUCGACCGGAGUGACGUAUGAGGUUGUCUCGAAUGUUCCUAAGGCUAGUGAAGAACUCGAAGACCGAGAAUCGUUAGCUCAGAUUGCUGCGUCUGGUGAAACCACUUCUUCUAGUGACGGCGAAAGUUAUAUAGAAAAAUACACGCGGGGUGUCAGUGCUGUUGAAAGUAUCCUAAUGUUAGAUCGACUACGUCAAAGUGUCGCAGUCAGAGAAUUACUGCAAAGCCAACCUGCUGUCGAUACUCCAGUCAUGCGUAAGACUGCCAGUGUUCCUAAUUUCUCACAGAUGAUGAGGUUUGACAGUGGUUUGGAUGGUCUCGGUUCCUGCAAUGGGUUCGUCACGCGCUCCGAAAGUAUGGCAGACUUCAACGCUGACAUUAGAGAUUUCCGGUCCCGCAAAAGUUUACCAGAAACUGAUCUCACACAACAAAAACAAUUUGGCAUUGGUUCUAUUUUGUCAGCUCGACCAACGUUUUUGAAUUUGAACAUAAAUUUGAACUCCUUGAGACUCCAGCCUGGCUCCAAAUCCUCACCAAAUGCCAAAUUAGGAUUGAGGAUGACAACUUUGCACGAGGAACAGUCAUGUGCUCCAAACGAUGAUGAAGACGGAGAGGAAAGAUUCGUCGAACCCGUCAUCACGAGUUCCCGGAUGCGGAGAUCCAAGUCAAAUCUAUUACACAGUCGACACUAUGAGUCUGAUUUUGAUACUCAUGAGACUGGAAUGAAGGAUAGAACAGCAAGAACGCUGCCAAAUUCUCGGACCCUUGAUUCUCUCGCCGAAUUCCAGGGUGCAAAAAUGACGCCAAGCACAACAUCCAGCGGGUACGGAUCAGAAGCCGUCUCAUCAUCCAAUCUUACAAACGAGGAUGCAUCAUCAAUACGAAGCAUCAAUGCUGAUUACACACCCGAUUUCGACUGUGCAACUCAAUCCAUAGACAAAGCCAUAACUGAGCUUUCCAUCUCAAAGCCAAGGGAGGAGAAUGCCUCAGAGUCGCUGAGAACGAGCGAGACACAAGAAAUGAAAAUGGAAGAGAGGAGUAGUGGAUCCUCCAGCGGAGAACAUCAUCAUUCAGCCGAUGAUGACACUCUAACUCCGUCCUCGGAUAAGGUGGUCCGUCGGAAAAAAUCUAGUACAAGAAGUCAGCAGUCAAGAGCAUCUUUUCCACAAGCCAAAGGGCAAACCUCCGAAGAGAAACCACGAUUAAAAUUGGAUCAGCAGUUGAACAGCUCCUCUGAAUCGACCGAUGAAAGGAAUACUACAGAAGAUGACAUGCAAACCAGUUUUGAGGAUGUGAUACCUGAUUGGGUGGCAGUAGGCGAAAGGGUCUUGAUUCGUCCAUACGGCUCAAGUGGAGUCAUAGGGUUCGUUGGAACCACUCAGUUUGCAGUUGGCAUUUGGAUUGGUGUCGAAUUAGAUGCCCCCACUGGCAAAAAUGAUGGAACCGUUCAAGGUGUGAAAUACUUUGAUGCGAGACCCAAACAUGGAAUUUUCGUUCGCGUCGACAAACUUAUUCAAGAUCGCCGGGGAGCGCGCGCAAUGAAAUCAAACACAUUGCCCCGCGCUCCGAGCAAAGGGGAAGGUCUCAACAAAAUGGGCCGGAAUGAUGGUAAUCAAAACAAGACUGCGACUCUUAAAUCGGGACUCAAAUAACAUUCGGCUCCCUCGGCGUACCGCCACAGGAAAUCUCGAUGGUGAUCUUUGUUCUUAGCCAUUGUUCUGAAAGUAGCCUCACCGUUUUUGUUCCCGUUUCUUGGUUUGUUCAGCAUUCUAAGGCAUGAACCACUGUCAAUAAGCUUAAGGUACUCUGGUGCACAAUUACCUUUUCCUUUUGAAACAUUGCUUGGACCCACAUGUGGCCAAGGACUUAUUUCCUAUGCGCAAGGACUCUUACGCACUAUGCUGCACUUCAGCGCAAUUUUUUCAAGGUUUUAAGAAUUCCUCUUUUCAGAUAUUCUGCAUAAUAGUGUUACCUGCAGUCAGAAGUGAGGUUAGAUAUAUUAGUAAUAUCAGUGAAUUGAUGUUCAUUCAUUAGGGAAAAUAAUUUGUAUUUUUUGUAUGGGGUGUGACAUCUGAAACAUUUUUACUUCUAAGUAGCUUCGUCACGUCGAGGCAAUUUUUCAGUCAUACUAGCAUUGACGACCAGUUUCAUGGUCCUAGAGUUGUACGUUUUAUCAAUAAUCGGUUUAAGUUCAGAAUGGGAGAGCUCUAACAAGUCUCUCAGAAAGUUACGGAAAAUCCAGUAAGACAUUCAAGGUCAUGAGUAUAAUGAAUUCUCUAUCCUUGUCCAACUUGAAUUUUAGUAAGCUUUGCACCAAAAAGCCCGCAGUUUUAUAGUUUUUUUAAUCAUCAAUGUGAAAUAACUAUGAUUUACAAGUUCAGAUUAUGCUUUAUAUGUAAGCAGUUUACAUUCGAAGCAAUUUUAGUGAAGUAAAUUUCUAGGUCAUUCACGUUUUAGAACAUUCCCUCUUUUUUUGUCUGUGUAUAUUACUUAUUUUAAUAAAAUGAUUUCAUGCUUUUGAUGUCUAAAAAAUGGGAAAGCUGACCUUAUCCUCUUUAUUUUUAAUUUUGCCCUGCAAUUUAUGUCAAAAAGAAGAGGUUUAAUUAUGAUGCCUUUUCUUUGCAAUUUUUCACAAGACUGAUUGUGAACCAUUGAAUGUAUUAGCCAUUUUUUUUGUGGAACUAAUUAAUCUGAACGUACACCUUUCACAAUGCUGAUCAUACGGAAGUCUGCUUGUCAAUUGCAUUCAUUUCCAUCAGUCCCAGUUAUUGUAAGCUAUUUGGAAAUUUACAUUCUGAAAUCAAAGCUCCACAAAAGAUGCGAUGAAAAUGAAAUCCUCAAUUAGUCCUUUCACAAAUCAAUGAAAUUUAUUCAAUCGGUCAUUCAUUCCAUAGUCCGUCUCUUGAAACUGAACUGUUUUAUAAUAUGCCUUUUAGUCGACCACUGACCACAAAUUUUUGCAUGAAUUUUACCCUAUCUUGCUCGCAGGAAGUCCGUCAUGUCCUGUUCAUUAGAAAAUGUCCCCUCUAUUCAUCAUAUUUUAGGGUUUGCUUUGCUUCCUGAUUCACAUCACAAUUCAUACUUUUUUGUGUACAUCUGUUGCAAAUGGUGGAAUACUUUCUGAAAUUGAUCACUUUGUCAAUCAAAUUCAAGUCCUUUACUCAACGUGUGGUGAAAGUCACUAAAGUAAUGAUGAAAGAUUGUUGCCUUGUAAGUAAGGUGUCCGUUCUGUAAUUUUAUUUUUGAAUGAACUCUCAAACUUAUCCUGGAUACAUCUGUUUUGUUCCAUCAUCUACCUUGAACUUUUGACAUCUCGUUGUAAUUUUGCUGUCCGUACACGUAGGAAAUGUUGAUGCUAAAAUUACCCUUCUGAUUGAUGGUUAUCAGUGGUUUUGCAAUCCUUGAAAAUUACCGAAAUAAAAACCUUACUGGCUCAUUCAAAUUUUUGAAUUUCAAAGUCAUAGUAAAUACAUAGUCACUUAGUUCAUCAUUUUAGACGUUCACUUUUUACGCAAGUAACAUUAAGAUACAUUCCUGCUCUCUGGAACUCACCUUUGCACUCUGAAGUUUAGAACUUAACCACAACAUUUCUUUGUUUAUCUUAACGGUUCACCAUUGUUAUUCAUGUUUCUCAAGUAUCACUUGCCGAAUAAGGUUUGCGGACAGUUCUGGCAAAUUAUUCUACAAACUAGAAUUCCUAUUUGUAUAUAGAAUGUAUUUUGAUCAACAGAUCUUCUUACACUAUUUGUACAAAAAUGAUCUAAUGAGUAAAGCAGCUGUAGAAUGCUUUAAUUUUUCUCAAGAAAGAAUAUUUUCCGCUCCAAAAUUUACAUUCUCCAAUUAUCUUAGAACUACGGUGCUCCAAUCCAUUCCCAGAAAAUCAAUUCUUGGUGCAGGCUUUUUUCAUUCUAAAAUGCAGAACUGAAUAUGGAAACGUCCUUUUGUAAUGAAAACGCUCAUUCUGUUAAUUUUAGUAUUUGUUUCAGUUUCCCCAACUUUCAUUCCUUAGACAUGAAAAAGUCAAUGACUGAUUCAGAGGAUUUUUUUUUGGAAAAUAUUCUUUUUACUGAUGUAGUCGGUUGUUGUAACCAGAAAAUGAGUGUUGCGUGAAUUUUUUUAAUGAAGGUGUAGAUAGUGCAAAUCUUGUAAGGAUAGUAUGUGUUAAAGCUGCCAUUCUGAAUCAAGGAAAUUAGGUUUGUCAUCGGAGGAAAAAUACUGUGCUCAAAGCUGUUCGAUAGAACUGUGCUUGAAGACAGGUGUUAAACCAGUGGCUUAACACAUUCACUGCCAAUGUAUUUUUUGUAAAAUUCUUUCUUUCAGAUCAGAAAAACAUGUAAAUAAAUGGUGGAAUUGGAACGCUGCAAACAAUAGCUUCCGCCGAUUGCUGGGACAUGAGCGCUUAAUAUUGGUUACAUACCCCCCAUCGGUGGUUUGCCUCUGUAUAAUGCGUACCUUGGGAGGUCUGUAGAUAGCCCCUUUAGUAGUCCACUAAAAACGCUCUUUUCAGAACGCCUGUCAUUAUGACCAAUUUGGCAGUGAAUGCGUUAAUCUCUGAGGAAAGAUUCUCUUUUGAAAAGAAGACAACGAUUCUGAAAUCCUUUUCUGCAUCUCAUCCAGAAAAACCUGACUUCAAAAUGACAACCUUCCUGAGUCUGAACUAAUUCUUCUUCAUUUCUCCAAAUUGUAAAUUGGCAUCCUUGAAAUAUCCUUGAGGGGUGGAAGAAAGCGAUGUCUGUCUUGUAAACAACAUUCUGAUGAUGAAUCACGAUCUUUGUUCAAGGAUGUUUCGUAAUUAACUUGUCGCUCGAACUGAAAUACCUUGUGAAGACAGGCGCACAUAGAUGAUCAAAACAAUUGGAAAUCUGAAACAGAACGGAACCUUUCUUGUGACGGUUGCUUUUCUUUCACCCUCAUCGUCAGCUUUAAUCGUAUUUUAUUCAUCAUGGUGCUUAUGUUUUGCAGAUAGCAAUUACUGUCCAUUUCUGUGUUUAAAAUAAUUUGCUUGUAAUUUUACCUGAACAUCAGCUAACCGUCUUUUGUACAUUAAUAAUUCUCCGCAAUGUCGAAUGUGAGGUUGAGCAUGAGCUAGGCUGUAAUUCUAAUAAGGAGUUUCGUGUAUAAAUUAUCUGAUUCAUUCACUUUUUAAUUUGCGUCACAUAAGGUUGUUUCAAAUUUUGUUUUUUUUGACUGGAGCUUGUACAAAUUUUCAGAAUUGUUGUUAAGUUUUUUUUUUUUCUCUCUAUUUCUCUCUCUCUCUUUCUUUCUCUAGUCUAUCUCAUGUGUUGCAUUUAGAAGUCGGAUUUCUCUAGUUUAGAAUUGCGACUCAAUUUUUGAUUCCAGCCGGUAACUUUCAAACCUCAGAUCUGUUGAAGUUAAACUUGUGGUGGUAGAUUAGAGCCAUUUUUUUUUUUAAAAAUAUAUUUUAUAAACUUUCAACUUUCCCUCUCUUUUCCUUCAAUUUCAAAGUUAAUGAGUUUUUUUUCUUCCAUGUCCCCAUCUUUAUGUCAUUUUAUGUACCUUCUUCCAUGUCAGAACGAAACACCCGCUUUUUUUUAUUUCAUUCGUUUCUUACCUUUAUAUCAAGAGAAAAAACCGUCCAAUUCAUUCUGCAUAUUACUAACUGUUCCAAAAAGCAUGUAAUAUUUAGUUUUUAAAAUUUAUCUCUCCUUUUUUGGAUUCUAAAAUUUGAAUUUUUGUUUUCAAUUCCCAACAAUUGAUUCAAUUAAAAAAAAUGUAAAUCAGCCUCAGUAUGCAGGGUUGCCUCUGUCAGCGAAUACCAAGAAAAGUCAGAGAAUUGUACCAAGUCAGGGAAAAUUGUUGACUCACCUUUAUACAUAUGUCUUUUGGAAUGGGUUCCACGUUUCAAAAAUAAGAUUUUGAGUAAAAACUAUUUCAAAUUAUGUCUUUUUAACCAUCUGGCAUAUCUUCAAUUGGCAGGGAAUUGUACCAAAAUAUGACUGAGGAAUCAGGGAUUUGCAUUUUCUUAAGUCAGUGGCAACCCUGGGUAUGACUUCAGUCGCAAUCUUUGCAUUAUAUGUCCCUCCUUUAAUCUGUAAGUCAUCUCUCAAUUAUGCCUUUCAGCAUUUCGCUCGCACAUUUCUGCUUUCAUUGCUUACUUUGUUUUAGUUUUCAAUCCUUAUCAGAUUCAUCUUUAAGGGACACAUUUUACAUGGGUUUGUGCAAUUUUGACUUUGAGAUCCCUGCUAUUAACCGCAAUAACCAUUUGUUUUUCAUUAUUAAACGGGUUUUUUUUUUGUUUUUUUGUUUUAUUUUUUAUUAUCACCUAUUAUCGAAGACGGUAACUACAAGCAAUAAGUUGAAAGCUCCCAAUGAUAUUCCGUUAGGUUUACACUUUUCUGAAUUUUUUAUUUUGUCUUCGUUCCUUGAGUCUCAAGGCUGAAUUUUUAGUCAUUCCUUUAAUUUUAAGGUUUCUCUGAGCUGAAAGCAAUCAUUGCUUAAGAGAGCCGUUGAUUCAAAAGAGCGACCGUAAAUAUGACCCUAAGUGAAAUAUUUGAUUCUAUAAUACGUGACAGCAUUUGAGUGAAGCAAUACAUUUGCAAACAAUAUGGCGCAUCAAUACAAAUUUGGUAAUCUUGCAAUCGUAAUUUAACAAUAAUUAUUAAUUAUCCUUUGAAUCCUAGAUUGUGUUUUAAAUUGUAACUUGCGAGUCCCAGAAGCAUAAAUGUGAGCUGCAUCUCUCUUAGUUUUUUCUUUUCCCCUUGCUUAUCCACAUUUUUGUGUGCCAUCAAAGUUCAAGUAAUUCCCCUCUUUUUCUGCUCAUCAAGGAAUUUCACCAAGUCCCAAUCCCAGCAUUCUCUCUAAGAACAAUUUCUUAUUCUUCAUGUCCAUUCUACCAUUUCGAUGGCCGUAGGCAUACAAAAUGGAUAUUCUUUCAAAGGAAAUAUCAAUAAAUAGUAUCGCAUUAGUAGUUAUCGUGAAGCUAAUCCUGAUCACUGACUUAAUUUCUCGCAUUUUAAUUUUUAUCAUGUAUCUGACUCAGCUGUUUAACUUGAUUCUCAGCACCAAAACUGAAAUAAAGCACUCAAGUCUCAUUCGUGCUCAGAUCUUGUUCGUAGUGUAACUCGUAGAUUGGAAGUGCAUACUAAUAUUAUCUAAAAGCGUCAGCUGCCUGCCAUAAUCAAGUUUAGCACAUCAUUUUUUAUUUUCAUAACUUUGAUUUUCACCAGCCUCCUAGUGCGUGGUAUUGUGGAAUUAUUCAUUUUUGAUUAAUUUUUAUUUUAUUCUUGUGGUGUAAUUAAAAGGAAUUUAGUGCAAUGUAGUUAGCUUGUGAUAACUUGAAUUCUGUCUAAAUGGUGCCUCUACGCAAUAUCUGAAGUUUUGCCCUUAUGUAUUCUGGUGCAAGGAACUGAAAAUUAAUUUUCUGAUCAAUUCUUUGAAGCAUUUGCAUUUUUUAAAAGUGAAAGUAUGCAUGAGUCUUCCCUCUGAAUUUACCCUCUUAUCACCACAAACACAGCAUUUGUGUUCUGCAAAAUUGCACUCCUCUCGCAGCAUUUCGGCUAUUACAUGAGAACCUCUAGUCGAAAGUAUUCUAAAGUGUAUUUCUAUCUAUCAAAGGGGAUCUUUAGUGUGACUUCUGCCACUGUUUGAUAGAGUGGCUCUGAUUGUUAUGCAUAACAUUCAGUCGUGAGGUAUUGUUUUGCAGAACCUAGCCCGGUUAUGCAAGGGUUAUUCUCCUCUCACUCCUAUAAUUCCUUUUCAACACAGUUUUUUUUUUUUUUUUUUUUUUGUGUAGGAGUGACAAACACUAAUUGAUUUAUUGUUCAAAAGUCAAACUGUUUUUUUUUGGUAAUUUGUUUCUAAACUUAGAACUUUUAUCAUCUCUAAACUUUCUUUUGGUAAUCUUUUAUUUUCAAGACUUAAGAAAUAAUUCUGGGGCAAAAAUUCAUUUUAUCAAUGUUGUGAAAUUAUUGCCCAUAAUUUUAUUUAUUAUUUCAUAUUAUUUAGUAUUUCAAAUUUUUUAUUCGAGUUCUGAAAAGACUUUGAACGGAUUUUUUACUUAUAAUCAAAGCUCCAAACUUUUAAAUAAUCAAGUUUUUCCUUCCAUAACACUUGUGCAAUCUCAGUUAGCCAAAACUGAACCGAUAAAACUUGCUUAGAGGCACCGUCAUUUGUUCCAUAAUUUUAGGAUUUUUUUUUUUUUUUACUUUUGCGAUUUCUUAAUACAAUCAUUUUGAUUUCUUUUGCUGAGGCUGCUACUAUGUACAUAUCAAGAACUAUCCUUUGUAUCUGCAGGAUGUACAGUUGAAUCACUUUUUCCCAGAUGAAAAUAAGUUUGAAGCCUUCCAUCUCCCACUUUCAUCAGCAUUCCCUCCGUAAUGUGGAGAAAGAACAUUAGGAGUACUUCUUUGCUGUUUCAUAGAGUGGCAAAAAGUCUGGUAAAGUUUUUAUAACAUUAUCCAAAUUAUCCUGCAUUGGGAUCUUUUGAUUAGGCAGAGAAGAAAUUUAAUGUGUAAAUUUUUACUCUGCUUUGUGCAUCAGUGCAAGGAAUUAUCUGGAGAGAAUUAUAAAAAAUUGUUGAACGAAUUGAAUUUAGCCCUCUGUCUUUGCUUUUUUUCUUUUUUUUUUCUUUAAUCAGCUUUUUCACCGUUAGUCCCCAUUUUGUUUCGUGACACUGAUUUGUAAGGCUCUUAAAAUCUUAAAAGUUUGAGGGGUUCUGAUUACUUCAUGAUCAGAUAAAAGUUGGAACAGCUUUAGUUUUCAUGAAUUAUAGUUUUGACUCAAAUUACAACUCCCUGACCGAGAGACGAACCAUCAUUUUGUACCAGCAAAUCUUUCUUGCCAAUCGUUCCUGUUGAUUUUUUAUCUCGCCAAUAUCAUUCGGAAUAUGAUUUGUGUGGCUUGCGCAUUUUUAUUUUACUGCGAUUUUGAUUUAUUUUAGUUUAUAUUUUUAUCUUACAUCAUUGUUUUACCAUUUCUUUGACUGGUCGGCUGUUAUUUACUGAUAAGUUUCUUUGUUCCAAUCAAUGUUUGUACAUUUAUGUUCAGUCUUAAUUUAAUUUUUUUUUCUCUUAAUUUAUUUUUAUUUGAAUCAAGUACGGUUAUACCUAAAUAAAAUAUUAUAUUAGCAUA